Molecule: messenger RNA, 762 nt
Organism: Cyphellophora attinorum
Lineage: Eukaryota; Fungi; Ascomycota; Eurotiomycetes; Chaetothyriales; Cyphellophoraceae
Product: 40S ribosomal protein S3
Exons: 4
Coding region: 1-762 (253 amino acids)
Biological process (GO): translation
Cellular component (GO): cytosolic small ribosomal subunit; nucleus
Molecular function (GO): RNA binding; structural constituent of ribosome
Source: RefSeq, a predicted model, not a curated record
AUGGCUACCACUCAAGGCGCUAUCUCCAAGCGUCGCAAGUUUGUCGCCGACGGUGUCUUCUAUGCCGAGCUCAAUGAAUUCCUCCAGCGCGAACUGGCCGAGGAGGGCUACUCUGGUGUCGAAGUCCGCGUGACUCCCACUGUCACUGAUAUCAUCAUCCGUGCUACCCACACCCAAGAAGUCCUCGGCGAGCAGGGCCGUCGCAUUCGCGAGCUCACCUCCCUCAUCCAGAAGCGCUUCAAGUUCCCCGAGAACUCGGUCUCGCUCUACGCUGCCAAGGUCCAGAACCGUGGUCUCUCCGCUGUCGCUCAGUGUGAGUCCCUGCGCUACAAGCUGCUCAACGGUUUGGCCGUCCGUCGUGCCUGCUAUGGUGUGCUCCGCUUCAUCAUGGAGUCCGGCGCCAAGGGCUGCGAGGUCGUCGUUUCUGGCAAGCUUCGUGCUGCCCGUGCAAAGAGCAUGAAGUUCACUGAUGGCUUCAUGAUCCACUCCGGUCAACCCGCCAAAGACUUCAUCGACUCGGCCACCCGCCACGUCCUGCUCCGACAAGGUGUCCUCGGUAUCAAGGUCAAGAUCAUGCGCGGCUCCGACCCCGAGGCAAGGCCGCCCAAGGAAGAGCAGCCCAUCGUCCAGCCUUCGUCGCAGGACUACGGCCCGAAGGCUCAGGCUGCUGAGCAGCGCCAGGCACAAGAUGCUCGUGCACAAGAGGAGGCUGAGCAGCAACAGCAGGGUGGCGAGCAGGGUGGUGAAACCUUCGAGUCUUAG